This is a messenger RNA of Penaeus vannamei (Pacific white shrimp), 1402 nucleotides long. It is a transcript of the gene TfIIB, whose product is annotated as transcription factor IIB. The record is from RefSeq and is a predicted model, not a curated record. Gene Ontology annotation, molecular function: TBP-class protein binding; RNA polymerase II general transcription initiation factor activity. Gene Ontology annotation, biological process: transcription initiation at RNA polymerase II promoter; transcription preinitiation complex assembly. NCBI's taxonomy places the organism in Eukaryota, Metazoa, Arthropoda, Malacostraca, Decapoda, Penaeidae. Gene Ontology annotation, cellular component: nucleus; transcription preinitiation complex.
AAACACCGAACAAGGAGAAGAGAAGAGAAGAGAGAGAGAGGAGAGAAAACAGAGAAGAGAGAGACACAAAAAGCCAAAUAAUUGUUCAUAAAACCCCAACGUUGUGAAGUGAAACGUUUAAUAUUUUUUUUUUUUCAAAAGAGUUCGCAAUCUCACGCAACAAAGGACCUUUUCCCCUUCUUCUUUGGCUUCGAUUUUAAGGCUUCAAGUCCCUCCCUCUCCCCCCACACUCCGAGUCCUGUAGGAGUGAGGGAAGGAAGCACAAGGAAGCGGUCGCCUCGUCUGCCACGAAGGAAGAAAGGAGAAAGAAAGAAAGAAAGAGAGAGAGAGAGAGAGAAAGAAAGACAAAGAAAAUCCCGUUUUAUUAUCAUGGGCCGUUUUAAUGAGGUCUGCUGUCCUCAGCAUCCAGAAGCACAUUUAAUAGAGGAUUACCGUGCUGGUGACCAGAUCUGCUCAGAAUGUGGCCUGGUUGUUGGUGACAGAGUGAUUGACGUGGGUUCAGAGUGGCGUACAUUCAGCAAUGAAAAGGCCAACAGUGACCCUUCCCGUGUGGGAGGUGCGGAAAACCCACUCCUAAAUGGCUCUGAUCUCUCCACCAUUAUUGGACCCGGCACAGGCAGCGCAUCAUUCGAUGGGUUCGGAGGGUCCAAAUAUCAGAACAGAAGAUCUAUGUCAAGUUCAGACCGUGCCCUCAUUAAUGCCUUCCGAGAGAUCAGUAACAUGGCAGACAAGAUCAACCUGCCAAAAGCCAUUACUGACAGAGCAAAUAUGUUGUUCAAACAGGUGCAUGAUGGCAAAAAUUUGAAAGGCCGUAGCAAUGAUGCCAUCGCGUCGGCUUCCUUAUACAUAGCCUGUCGACAGGAGGGAGUACCCAGAACCUUCAAAGAAAUUUGUGCUGUGAGCAAGAUCAGUAAGAAAGAAAUUGGACGAUGCUUCAAACUUAUCUUGAAGGCUCUGGAAACCCAAGUUGAUCUCAUCACCACCGGAGACUUCAUGUCAAGGUUUUGCUCGAAUCUUGGCCUCCCGACAGCUGUCCAGAAGGGUGCCACCCACAUUGCCAGGAAAGCUGUUGACUUGGACAUCGUUCCUGGAAGGUCACCCAUUUCCGUAGCAGCAGCGGCAAUUUACAUGGCCUCACAAGCUUCAGAGGACAAGCGAACUCAGAAGGAAAUCGGUGACAUUGCUGGUGUUGCAGAUGUCACCAUCAGACAGUCAUACAAGCUUAUGUACCCAAGAGCAAAGGAGCUUUUCCCAGAAGACUUUAAGUUCUAUACACCUGUGGAUCAGCUGCCACAGUUAUAGAGUUCCAGUGUUUUACAGAGGAGCCCUUGGGAGAUGUCACUAACGUUUACAUAUAGUGGGUUUGACCCCCAUUUUAUAGGAAUAAGUACCUUGGAAGUUU